Messenger RNA from Aspergillus chevalieri, 414 nucleotides. RefSeq lists its product as uncharacterized. The transcript has a single exon. The record is from RefSeq and is a predicted model, not a curated record. NCBI's taxonomy places the organism in Eukaryota, Fungi, Ascomycota, Eurotiomycetes, Eurotiales, Aspergillaceae. Bases 1 to 414 code for a protein of 137 amino acids.
AUGACUGCCAGCAUCCUUGGCGGCGUGGAUGACGUUGAUAAAGCGAUGGAUUCAAUGACUACCAGCAUGACCGACAUUAUCCGUUCAGACGCUACAGCUUUCACAAUCGAAGGGGAUGCCUUUCGGGACGAAACAUACAUCAAUGUGAGAUGGCCUUGGAUCAUUCUCCCGACGCUUUCCGUGCUUUUCUCGAUUUUCCUAUUUAUAUCCACUUCGAUCGCAAGCAGCAGACUGAAUGUGGUCCUGUGGAAAGAUUCUGUCCUGCCGUUGCUCAUGUUUCGACUCCAGACAGAUUCAGCAGAUGAUAUUAUGUCUCUGUCGAAGGUCGAGGAAGCAGAGCGCAUUUCGAAGAAGAUUAAAGUUGUUGGUGCAAAGAAGGGUUCUCCUCUUGUGUUUUCCGAGGUGAAUAACUGA